UGAAUUUGUUUGGAGACAAAGUUUGAGGAAGUUGGGGAGUUGGAUCGGAGUUUGCUGGGAUGAUGUGAGGAUGGCAAAUUCAGCCCAACCUGGAGAAAUUAUACAUCUUAAUGUGGGAGGGAAGAGGUUCAGUUCCUCGCGACAGACUCUUACCUGGAUCCCGGACUCAUUUUUCUCGAGUCUAUUGAGCGGAAGAAUCUCCACCUUGAAAGAUGAAACAGGAGCCAUUUUUAUUGAUCGGGAUCCAACUGUCUUCACCUCCAUUUUGAAUUUUCUCCGCACAAAGGAGCUGGAUGCAAGAGAUGUCAACAUUGCAACACUUCGGCACGAAGCUGAAUUCUAUGGAAUCUCUCCACUGGUUCGUCGCCUGGAAUUAUGUGAGGAUUUGGAACGCUCGUCUUGUGGGAAUGUCCUGUUCCAUGGAUACCUGCCUCCUCCAGUGAUCCCGACAAUGAGACAGAAUCGGCACAGCCUUGCUGGCCCACAGUUUGUGGGGUCUCGGCAGGAAGCCACAGAUCGAGUGCCUGUACGCAGGAGCAACACCAUGCCACCGAACCUGGGCAAUGCUGGGAUUCUUGGGAAGCUCCUGGAACAACGAGGGAGCGGUUCGACAGCCCAUCCUGGGAUGGUAAGGAUUGUACGAGGGCAUCACAAUUGGAUUGCAGUGGUUUACACACAGUUUGUAGUGUGUUACAGACUGAAGGAGUCAUCUGGCUGGCAGCAAGUGUUCUCCAGCCCCCGUCUAGACUGGGUCAUUGAGCGGGUGGCACUGAAUGCUAAGGUCAUGGGCGGUUCCCUGGGGGACAAUGACAAGAUGGUAGCCGUGGCCUCUUGCAGCGAGAUUAUCCUGUGGGCCAUUCAUGAAGGCGGCAGUGGGAAUGAGAUCGGAAUCUUCAGCCUUGGAGUCCCAGUGGAAUCUUUGUUCUUUGUGGGUAAUCAGCUCAUUGCAACGAGUCACACUGGUAAAGUGGGAGUGUGGAAUGCGGUCACCAAACACUGGCAGAUACAGGAUGUAGUUCCGAUAAACAGUUACGACACAGCUGGCUCCUUACUCAUCCUCGGGUGUAAUAAUGGAUCAAUUUACUACAUUGAUGUACAGAAGUUCCCCCUGAGGAUGAAAGACAAUGAUUUACUUGUUACAGAGCUUUACUGCGAUCCCUAUGAAGAUGCCAUCACAGCCCUCAGUGUCUAUCUCACCCCGAAAACCAGUGACAGUGGAAACUGGAUCGAGAUUGCGUACGGGACAAGUUCUGGAAUGGUCCGUGUGAUUGUGCAGCAUCCUGAGACAGUGGGUUCUGGUCCACAGCUCUUCCAGACAUUCAGUGUUCAUCGCAGCCCCAUCACAAAAAUCACACUCUCUGAGAAAAACCUCAUCUCGGUCUGUGCAGAUAAUAAUCACGUGAGGACGUGGAGUGUAACCAGAUUCCGGGGAAUGAUCUCCACACAGCCUGGAUCAACCCCACUGGCAUCAUUUAAAAUCCUCUCGCUGGAAGACUUGGACGGACACGGAGGAUGUUCUGCGGGUUUGGAGAUCGGCCCAUUCGGGGAACGAGAUGAUGAGCAAGUUUUCAUUCAGAAAGUUGUUCCUGACACAAAUCAGAUCUUUGUGCGUCUGUCCUCAACUGGCAAGAGGAUCUGUGAGGUUCGUUCAGUGGACAGCACUGCAAUCACUGCUUUCACUGUGCAUGAGUGUGAGGGAUCGAGUAGGAUCAGCUCCCGUGCCCGUCGCUACCUGUUCACCGGACACACCGAUGGCAGCAUCCAGAUGUGGGACCUCACCACAGCCAUGGAGACAACUGGCAAGGCAGCAAACAGAGAUUCUGCUGGCCCCACAGUGCAGGAGCUCCUUCAGCAGCUGGAACAAUGUGACCUCGCGCUGACCCGAACACCAGAUGUGAGCCCUGCAGAAUCGCUGGCCCAUCCCAUCAUGCUGCGGGUCUCAUCAUCCAGCCAGUUUCAAACAGCCGAUGGAUUCCGUGAGAGGUGGAUGCGGAGUGGAACUGGAGGCAUUUGGAAAGAAAGCCCCUUGGUGACCAGAGAGCGGGAAAGAUUUUCCAGUGUGUGCAGUCUGCAGUCACCCAUUGCCAGUCGAACCUCAUUGGAUCAGGGUGAUGUUUCCAGUGGGAACCCUCAGCUAAUGAUAUCACAUCGCUCAUCUCUGAAAGCAGAGUGUCCCAGUGGUGAAAAUAGUGCGUCAGACAGUGAAGGCAGAGCGGGGCACCGAGGAAGCUUUGUUGAGCGUUGUCAGGAGUUGGCACGCUGCACUGAAUUAAGUGCCAUGGAUCCUCGCCGGUUUAGCUUUGAGUCUGAGGGCAGACUAUCGACGAAAGGUAGACCCCUGGGUCCAUGCAGUUCAGCACAGGGGUCGAAAGCUGUGUCACCCAGUCCAACGCUCUCAGUCAGAACUCUCCCUCCCAAUGUACCAUCAGCAAUUGCCACAGCAGAGUCUCAGUUGUCAGUAGCAAAUCCCCUCAGUCCAGCCACUGAAGCAGCUACUGCCACCAGGCCCAGAAUGAAUGAGACCUCGUUCUGACUAUCACUGCCCCGUGGUCAAUGACCAGCCAUAACACCAAUGUCCAGUCAUCGACAAGAUCCCAGCAAUGGACUUUCUCAGCUGCUGUGAAACAUUGUGUUAGCUUUUGAAGGCUGAGUACUUGCAGCAGACUUUUUCAAUCCCAUCUUCCUGGCUUUUGACUGAGUGGUCGCCUCUCAUCUCCCCACCACCAAACUCCCCACACUCGAAACCCUUCCAUAAAGCAUCAGAGAAAUCCACCAGUCCAAAUCGGCUACUUUUCCAGUUGUGUGGAAAUUCCAACAGCCCCGAAUUCCAGCCCCAAAAACUGCUCCGGAUUGAUCCUGAUUCGAUGCAUAUUGUGACGUACUGAGCCCCAGAAUUCGGAGUUAUCGACAGUUCACAUUAAAAAUUGCACAUUUUAAAACACCUGAAGUGUUAGCUUUUAAUAACUUCAUGACAUAAUAACCCAGUUAGUUUUGGGUCAGAGGCAGUUCAUGAUUUGCUAUAUAUUUAAAAAUUGUUUAAUGUGCUGAUGCGUUUUCUAGAAUGAAGUAAAGAAUGAAGGAUUCCUUUUGUUUCAUCUUCCACCACUGGUGCUUUUCACAAGAUUUACUCCUAACAUGUUGGACUUGCAACUGCUGAACACUCUCCUACUAAUGGACCUAACCCCUUCUCAUUAUCUAACCCCCAUGCUGGACUUCCCCUGGUCUAUUCCUUAUGUUUCUUAUAUAAGGCACAGUGACCAAUUGUGGAGAGAUUAAAAUCUGGAAUGCUCAAAGGGCCAGAAUUAGAGGAGUGGGAAAUCUCGGGAAUGUUGUGGGGCUAGAGGAGUGAAGCCAUUGAGGGAUUUUGUGGCCAUUAUAAAUUAAUCCUUUAGAUUGAUAAAAGAUAAUUAAAUAGGUGGAACAAACAACAAAAAAUGUGUAUUUGUAUCACGCCUUUUGAGUUAAUUAAACAUCCCAAAGUG
Carcharodon carcharias (great white shark) is the source of this 3482-nucleotide messenger RNA. RefSeq names its product SH3KBP1 binding protein 1 (gene shkbp1). Gene Ontology annotation, biological process: protein homooligomerization. Lineage: Eukaryota; Metazoa; Chordata; Chondrichthyes; Lamniformes; Lamnidae. The coding region runs from base 71 to 2533 and encodes 820 amino acids. The record is from RefSeq and is a predicted model, not a curated record. The transcript has 18 exons. Gene Ontology annotation, molecular function: protein binding.